CAUAUAUCAUCUAGGUAACAGUACUAUGACUAACAGUAAAAUUUUCAAUAUACGGGAAUUAUGAAACUCUUCGUGUAUUUUUUGGUUGGUGUUUCUUUUAAUUUUAUAAAUUUGAAUUUAUUUGGCAACUGCAACCUACAAACAAGCCUAUAUGAUCAAGGGAACGUUUUUAGUCGUGCGAACGUUAAAACAAGAAGUCCUCAUAUACACAAAAUAAAUGAGUUACAAAAUGCAUUAAAUCCUAUUGGCCUAAGCAAAAAUAGUCCUUCAAAACACAAAAUAAACAACGUAAUCAUAAAAAAUGCAAAGUUCAAAAAAAGUCAUACAACUAAACUGAGUGGCAGACAUCCUUUAAAAAGGAAAUCUUUAUCAUCAAAGCAUUCAACGGUAAAAGGACCGUACAGAAAAUCAAUAUUGCAUAAAUUUAGAACUGCACCAUGGCAUUUACGGCAGCUGAAACAAUAUUUACAAAAGAAAGCGAACAAUUUAUUCUAUCCAAAAAGCCUAGAAGAAAACACAAAAUUACCAUAUCGUAGGAAACUUCCUCCAAAACACUUUCGAUAUCCAUCUACGCCUAGCAAAAAACUGAAGCGUAUUAAUCGAUUGUUGGCAGCUUACGGAAUUCCGAACACCCAUCGUAAUCGUGGUAAAAUAUUAAAAUCUUCUAAACAUAAGCGAUCAAGACCAUUAAAAUACAAGUACUCAAAAAAUAGGAGAUCUUACCAACCCCUUAAUACAAGAGGACAAACAUUUUUAAUUCAAGGUCGAGAACCACUUAGACCAGACGAUCCAGACAGCUCAGAGGAGAAUAAACCUCCUACAAAAGAUUUAAUAAUAGACACCUCACAUAUGCCACUUAGUCCAGCACAAAAAUGGCAUAAUAUAUUCCAUACGCCGAAUCCACAUUGGGGAAUACCUCCGCCUCCCCAUAAGCCAAAUAAUCUACAUUUUGAUCACCCACAUGCCCAUUCAUAUAAGGAUAUACAUGUGCCAUAUAGCUAUGGUAUGCCGUAUUUAAAACUUAAAUCUAUCAAUCAACCUCAAUUACCACACAUGUAUUUACCACAUUAUCAACUUUGGUAGGAUUUCAUUCCCAUCUUUUAGAAGAGAGCUCUUGAUGUUUCAUUUUCACGUAGUUUUAUUUCUAAGAAUAGUUUUAUUCCUUAUAAGGUAUUUUCU
Messenger RNA from Chrysoperla carnea, 1179 nucleotides. RefSeq lists its product as uncharacterized. Lineage: Eukaryota; Metazoa; Arthropoda; Insecta; Neuroptera; Chrysopidae. Bases 61 to 1083 code for a protein of 340 amino acids. The transcript is spliced from 2 exons. The record is from RefSeq and is a predicted model, not a curated record.